Messenger RNA from Ilyonectria robusta, 1124 nucleotides. RefSeq lists its product as uncharacterized. Gene Ontology annotation, biological process: riboflavin biosynthetic process; FMN biosynthetic process. Lineage: Eukaryota; Fungi; Ascomycota; Sordariomycetes; Hypocreales; Nectriaceae. Gene Ontology annotation, cellular component: mitochondrion. Bases 437 to 1006 code for a protein of 189 amino acids. Gene Ontology annotation, molecular function: riboflavin kinase activity. The transcript has 2 exons. The record is from RefSeq and is a predicted model, not a curated record.
GUGGUGGCAGUGCAACAUCUUCAUCCCGUCAACCAGGUAAGCUAAGCUUAACCAACCGAUUGCAGCCGCCGCCUCCGCCGUCGCACUUCGGCACCGUUUAUGCUCCGCGCUCCGCCGCUUGCUGACAGCUCGCCGGGCUGCCCCUCCUCCAAAACUAAAUUUACCCCACCAUCCAGAUAGAUGCCCCUCCGAUAACGAUCCGCCGCCAUCACAUAAGCCGCCAAACGCCAACCGCCAGCCGCCAACCGGUCCCGCAACAACUUCUCUCUCCCAUAUCUAUACCCACCUCUCUGUCCUACCGUACCUUUAGAACUGCAUAUCUCUUGGCUCUCUCAAAUUUCUUGGCAGGGACAAUUUAGCUGUCGCGAGGAUCUAGCUGCAACAUUUCACACAUAGAGCUCCUUGAGUCACACUCUCAACACCGCAAAACAGCAUCAUGACUUCCCGCCCGUCCAUCGUCGGUCCCGAGGCCGGUCCCGAAACCCCUUACCCUUACAAGAUGGAGGGCAAGGUCAUCUCGGGCUUUGGACGAGGAUCGAAGGAGCUCGGCAUCCCCACCGCCAACCUCCCCGUCGACGACGCCGACACGCCGUGGAUCGCCGCCAUCCCCUCGGGCGUCUACUUCGGCUACGCCUCCCUUGCCCUGCCCGAGUCGCACCCGGACCGUCCCAGCACCGACGCCGCCUUCCACAUCUUCCCCAUGGUCAUGUCCAUCGGCUACAACCCCUUCUACAAGAACACCGUCCGCAGUGCCGAGGUCCACGUUCUGCACAAGUUCACCGCCGACUUCUACGACGCCCCCAUGCGCCUGCUCAUCCUCAACUUCAUCCGCGAGGAGAAGAACUACGAGGGUAUCGAUGCCCUCAUCGCCGACAUCAACUUUGACUGCGAAGUCGCCAAGAAGAGCCUCGCCCGCGAGAACUGGGCUCCUGCUAAGGGCCUUGUCGUUGGCAGCCCCGACGUUGAGGGUAAGCUGGAUGCCGAGUGGCUUACGAGGUCCGCUUAGUUAGCCAUCCACCUGCGGCUGGCGUCAAGAUUACGAGAGGAACGAAUAGUAUACGGGGCAAGGUAAAAAGCCGGGGCAGGGAGUUUGGGAUAGACGGAAUUUAGAAAAAUGACAAGAC